AUGGUGAAGGGCACCCGGAGCCCCCCUUUAAGCAUCCAUAGCAGAAUAGACCCUAGGCAGAGGAGCAAGCUUAAACCUUAUCGUGCUAUCCGACUUGUAUGUUACAAGCAUUUCAUAUUCGUAACUGAUCCCUUCCUAGGGAAAGGUGUGUUCCAAUGGCAAAAAAAGAGGCCAGCCGGGAAGCAGGAUAGAAGUUGUACUAUUGUCGCGAAACCUCCUUCCUUCAGCCGUUCUAACAGUGGAAAAAAGCGCGAUGAUAAUUGCCCUAAAGCAUUUCCCGAGAGUGAAGGUAAGUAUCCUGCUUUAGGUCUUACGGUUUUAGGGCUUCAGGCCCGCAAGUCGCUGUCUACCCGAUUGACGGUCUUCCAGUUCACGUUCUUUGGUUCCUUCAAUAUGCUCUUAGAACCGAUUGGAAGGAGCGGAGCCACUCUUUUUAUACUUACUUACUAUGGGCGGGGAUGCUUUUUGAAACGAGUGAAUACGAGAGCUUCCAAGCUUGCAUUCCGGGAAUUGGACUGGCUUAAACAGGAUGACUCCGCCGCCCACUCGUACCUUGAAGUAGAGCCUUCCCCAAGGCUCUGUCAAGACCUCCGAUCGGGGGAAUCAUGA
This is a messenger RNA of Striga asiatica, 609 nucleotides long. The record is from the annotation of a GenBank genome assembly. Lineage: Eukaryota; Viridiplantae; Streptophyta; Magnoliopsida; Lamiales; Orobanchaceae.